Molecule: messenger RNA, 2185 nt
Organism: Girardinichthys multiradiatus
Lineage: Eukaryota; Metazoa; Chordata; Actinopteri; Cyprinodontiformes; Goodeidae
Gene: setdb2
Product: SET domain bifurcated histone lysine methyltransferase 2
Exons: 12
Coding region: 243-2108 (621 amino acids)
Biological process (GO): heterochromatin organization; negative regulation of gene expression
Cellular component (GO): nucleus
Molecular function (GO): DNA binding; protein binding; zinc ion binding
Source: RefSeq, a predicted model, not a curated record
CAGGUGGCGGUAGUUUGCGGUCCAAAACAAAGCUGGUGUUUAAAUGUGCAGCUUAUUCCCUCUAAUAAUAUGUUGCGGUUUCCACUUUGAGUUAGCAGUUAGCAGAGUGGAUCAGAACCAGCGUAGACUGGGUCGAAACCAUUUUAGAGCUGCUUAGUUGUUCGCGCUGGUUUAACUCGGUACUAGCUAAAGUUCAGCUGUGAUAUCCUAGGCUAGCUGAGCACUGCUAGCUGCCCGUGGACAUGGUGGACGUGUUGGAUCCACGGGACGUGGAGAGGGCUAAGACGUUCUGGGCGGAAAAGGACGUGGAGCAGGUUUUCACCGGGGUCUUUCAGUAUCUGGGCCACCUGAAGCAGGCCCUGCAGAGGAAAACCGCUAAAGAUAAAGAGUACGUUCGGGCUCAGAGGAUGCUAGAGUGUCUGGACUGCUACCCCUCUGGGUCUCCUCAGGACCAGGACUCCUCCGUGGUCCAGGUGCUCAUUGUUUCAGGGGGGCCACUGUCAGCUCUCUGCCCCACCUCCUCUGCCACACCUGUCUGCCUCUUCGAUGGACUGUCGCCCUCUGCUGGCAGAGAGGAGCUGCUACCUCCUCUGGCUCCGGUCCAGUUGCAUUACCACCCUCACCGCUGCUGCAAGUCCUGCCUGCCCGGUUUACCCAAAAUCCCUCAGUCCUGCUCGCUGUUGUACGGCCAGAACCCCCUGAAGGUCCCGCUGCUCUGCGGCUUUAAGAGGCUAAGCGCCAUGCCGCUGAUGUCUCCGUUCGCACACGGCGGGGACGCUCAGGAGGAAAACUGGGACGUCAUCUACAAGGCUCCAUGUGGACAGAGUCUGCGCAACUUUGAGGACGUGAUGUGCUUCCUGUCGGCGACGGAGAGCUACGACAUCCUGCAGGUGGACUUCUUCACCUUCAACCACCUGGUUCAGCUGGACCCUUCCCCUCUGCCGGUCAAAACACAGCAGGACCUGAGCCGGGGAGUGGAGCCGACACCGGUGGAGCUGUGCGUGGGGGAAGGAAAGUCCCGACCCGCGGACUUCCGAUACAGGAAGGACCGCUGGCCGCACGGCUGCUUCUUGAGCCCCGGCCCAACUCUGUUCCACACCUGCUGCGACUGCAGUGACGGCUGCACCGACGCCGAGCACUGCGCCUGCGUUGCCAUGACGACCGGGGGCCGGGGCUAUCGACACCACCGGCUGCUGGAGCCGGUCCGGUCAGGGCUGUAUGAAUGUGGGCCCUGGUGUGACUGCGACCGGUCCCGCUGCCAGAACCGGCUGGUCCAGAGAGGCAUCAGAGUCCGUCUCCAGGUCUUUCAGACGGAGGACCGAGGCUGGGGUGUCCGUUGCCGUGACGACCUGGACCGAGGCACGUUUGUCUGCAUCUACGCAGGCGUGGUUCUGCAGAGGCCCCAGAGUCCCACAGAGGCGUCGCCAGCGAAGCUGACCCGGGCCGAGCUCCCGUCUGAUGACGAGGUGGAGGUGGUCACCGAGUGGCUGGCCCCGCCCAUCCUGGAGGCGCGCGGCGACCUGGUGGAGACGCUGCCGCCGCCGCCGCCCGGUUCCUCUCCGACCUCCGCUAUGAGACACGUCCCGGUGAUCCAGAGACCCAACGAGUCCAGCAGCACGCCUCAGGACCAGGACAAGGUGAAGACGGUGGUGCUUGGAGGUUCUGAUGCAACGUCUCUAUCAGCAGGCGGUCUGUCUGAGGUGAGGGUUGCCGUGGUGAUGGACAGACAGGAAGACAGCAGUCCGAACGGUGAGAAGAGUUUAAAACGAGCAGCCCAGAAGGACGUCUGCUUCAUUGACGCCACCAAGGAAGGAAACGUGAGCCGCUUCAUUAACCACAGCUGUCAGCCCAACUUGUUCAUCCAGAACGUCUUCACGGACUCUCACGACCCGGCCUUCCCCGUCAUCGCCUUCUUCACCAGCAGGCUCAUUAAAUCUGGCACUGAGCUCACCUGGAACUACUCCUCUAACCUUCACACCUCCACCAGAGAUCAGACGCAGGAAGUGCCCUGUCUCUGCCAUAGCAACGGUUGCCAGGGAUGGCUCCACCUGGAGGAGAACCUGUGUGACGUAUGUGAGCCUGAAGGUCCAGCAGGGAUGGAGAACUGAUUUAUGUCACACUUUGUUACCGGUUUCUGCUAUUAAUGUGUUUUUGUAAUAAAAUCUUUUUUUUUUUAAUAUUGAAA